AUGGCUUCAUUUGAUUUCCAAUCACUGUUUACGAAUGUUCCCGGUCGGGAGGUCAUACGUAUCAUGUGUGAUCAUGUGGAGCAAAACGAACUGAAAAUCGGUAUACCAGUAUCAGUUCUGGUACGACAAUUACUACUGUGCACAACAAACGUAUCGUUCUCCUUCCUUGGUUGGGCUUACAGACAAAUUGACGGUGUCGCAAUCCGAACUCCAUUGAGCCCCAUUCUGGCACAUAUGUUUUUGGCUCAUCUUGAGGAAAAGGCGAGCAAAAUCCUCGAACGUUCACAACUUUACAAACGAUACGUUGAUCAUGUUCUAGUCAUCACAAUAAGUCUAGAAGAGACAACAUGGAUUAUGGAUAAACUCGAUCGCCUGCAUCCGAAUAUACGAUUUACGAUGGAAACAGAAAUCGAAGAUACACUGCACUUCCUCGACAUUAAAAUGACUAGGAAUAAUGAUGGAACAAUGGCCAGAUCUGUUUACCGAAAAGAAACUUGGACAGGCCAAUGCUUGCAAUUUGACAGCUUUGUGUCUGUGGAAUAUGAACGUGGUCUGGUCCGAACACUAUUUCAAACAGCACGACAUAUAUGCACAGAUGACAUGAUUGACAACGAACUACGACAGCUGAAAGAAUCUUUGACUAGAAACGCUUAUCCCGAUGCGUUUAUCGAAAAGCACAGCAAGCCUAAAUUGAUCAGACAAACGAAUUGUUCAGCAGAAAAACUACUAGUCACCAUUUGUCUUCCAUUCAUACGUGAUGACAUCAAUUGCUUGCUCAAACGACCACUUGGAUCAGCGCUUGCCCAAAACAAAUAUUAUGCACCUGACCUCAGAAUUAUUCAUCGAACGAUUGAGAUCCCCACACCCUCGGUGAAACAACGUCCACCUCUGUACACCAAAUCGAAUCUGAUUUACCAAUUUCAGUGUAGUUGCGGAGCAACGUACGUGGGUCGAACAGAGCGCCAGUUACGUAACCGAGUGAUUGAAUAUAUUCCAAAUUGGGUACAACGUUUUGUGAUGCAAUCAGGGUCAGCUCAAAGGCAUAAUGACAACGUUCGAAACCAUAAGAUCCCGUCGUCGGCUGUCGGCCGUCGGCCGUCGGCCGUCGCUCGUCAUCUUCUGAUGACGCAACAUCCAGCUGACCGAAGCACUGCGUUUCGGGUCAUUUACGUGGCAAAGAAUACCAGGCUUUUGAGACAAAUUGACGGUGUCGCAAUCCGAACUCCAUUGAGCCCCAUUCUGGCACAUAUGUUUUUGGCUCAUCUUGAGGAAAAGGCGAGCAAAAUCCUCGAACGUUCACAACUUUACAAACGAUACGUUGAUCAUGUUCUAGUCAUCACAAUAAGUCUAGAAGAGACAACAUGGAUUAUGGAUAAACUCGAUCGCCUGCAUCCGAAUAUACGAUUUACGAUGGAAACAGAAAUCGAAGAUACACUGCACUUCCUCGACAUUAAAAUGACUAGGAAUAAUGAUGGAACAAUGGCCAGAUCUGUUUACCGAAAAGAAACUUGGACAGGCCAAUGCUUGCAAAUUGACAGCUUUGUGUCUGUGGAAUAUGAACGUGGUCUGGUCCGAACACUAUUUCAAACAGCACGACAUAUCUGCACAGAAGACAUGAUUGACAACGAACUACGACAGCUGAAAGAAUCUUUUACUAGAAACGCUUAUCCCGAUGCGUUUAUCGAAAAGCACAGCAAGCCCAAAUUGAUCAGACAAACGAAUUGUUCAGCAGAAAAACUACUAGUCACCCUUUGUCUUCCAUUCAUACGUGAUGACAUCAAUUGCUUGCUCAAACGACCACUUGGAUCAGCGCUUGCCCAAAACAAAUAUUAUGCACCUGACCUCAGAAUUAUUCAUCGAACGAUUGAGAUCCCCACACCCUCGGUGAAACAACGUCCACCUCUGUACACCAAAUCGAAUCUGAUUUACCAAUUUCAGUGUAGUUGCGGAGCAACGUACGUGGGUCGAACAGAGCGCCAGUUACGUAACCGAGUGAUUGAAUAUAUUCCAAAUUGGGUACAACGUUUUGUGAUGCAAUCAGGGUCAGAUCAAAGGCAUAAUGACAACGUUCGAAACCAUAAGAUCCCGUCGUCGGCUGUCGGCCGUCGGCCGUCGGCCGUCGCUCGUCAUCUUCUGAUGACGCAACAUCCAGCUGACCGAACCACUGCGUUUCGGGUCAUUUACGUGGCAAAGAAUACCAGGCUUUUGAGACAAAUUGACGGUGUCGCAAUCCGAACUCCAUUGAGCCCCAUUCUGGCACAUAUGUUUUUUGCUCAUCUUGAGGAAAAGGCGAGCAAAAUCCUCGAACGUUCACAACUUUACAAACGAUACGUUGAUCAUGUUCUAGUCAUCACAAUAAGUCUAGAAGAGACAACAUGGAUUAUGGACAAACUCGAUCGCCUGCAUCCGAAUAUACGAUUUACGAUGGAAACAGAAAUCGAAGAUACACUGCACUUCCUCGACAUUAAAAUCACUAGGAAUAAUGAUGGAACAAUGGCCAGAUCUGUUUACCGAAAAGAAACCUGGACAGGCCAAUGCUUGCAAUUUGACAGCUUUGUGUCUGUGGAAUAUGAACGUGGUCUGGUCCGAACACUAUUUCAAACAGCACGACAUAUCUGCACAGAAGACAUGAUUGACAACGAACUACGACAGCUGAAAGAAUCUUUUACUAGAAACGCUUAUCCCGAUGCGUUUAUCGAAAAGCACAGCAAGCCUAAAUUGAUCAGACAAACGAAUUGUUCAGCAGAAAAACUACUAGUCACCCUUUGUCUUCCAUUCAUACGUGAUGACAUCAAUUGCUUGCUCAAACGACCACUUGGAUCAGCGCUUGCCAAAAACAAAUAUUAUGCACCUGACCUCAGAAUUAUUCAUCGAACGAUUGAGAUCCCCACACCCUCGGUGAAACAACGUCCACCAAUGUACACCAAAUCGAAUCUGAUUUACCAAUUUCAGUGUAGUUGCGGAGCAACCUACGUAGGUCGAACAGAGCGCCAGUUACGUAACCGAGUGAUUGAAUAUAUUCCAAAUUGGGUACAACGUUUUGUGAUGCAAUCAGGGUCAGAUCAAAGGCAUAAUGACAACGUUCGAAACCAUAAGAUCCCGUCGUCGGCUGUCGGCCGUCGGCCGUCGGCCGUCGCUCGUCAUCUUCUGAUGACGCAACAUCCAGCUGACCGAACCACUGCGUUUCGGGUCAUUUACGUGGCAAAGAAUACCAGGCUUUUGAGACAAAUUGACGGUGUCGCAAUCCGAACUCCAUUGAGCCCCAUUCUGGCACAUAUGUUUUUGGCUCAUCUUGAGGAAAAGGCGAGCAAAAUCCUCGAACGUUCACAACUUUAUAAACGAUACGUUGAUCAUGUUCUAGUCAUCACAAUAAGUCUAGAAGAGACAACAUGGAUUAUGGAUAAACUCGAUCGCCUGCAUCCGAAUAUACGAUUUACGAUGGAAACAGAAAUCGAAGAUACACUGCACUUCCUCGACAUUAAAAUCACUAGGAAUAAUGAUGGAACAAUGGCCAGAUCUGUUUACCGAAAAGAAACUUGGACAGGCCAAUGCUUGCAAAUUGACAGCUUUGUGUCUGUGGAAUAUGAACGUGGUCUGGUCCGAACACUAUUUCAAACAGCACGACAUAUCUGCACAGAAGACAUGAUUGACAACGAACUACGACAGCUGAAAGAAUCUUUUACUAGAAACGCUUAUCCCGAUGCGUUUAUCGAAAAGCACAGCAAGCCCAAAUUGAUCAGACAAACGAAUUGUUCAGCAGAAAAACUACUAGUCACCCUUUGUCUUCCAUUCAUACGUGAUGACAUCAAUUGCUUGCUCAAACGACCACUUGGAUCAGCGCUUGCCCAAAACAAAUAUUAUGCACCUGACCUCAGAAUUAUUCAUCGAACGAUUGAGAUCCCCACACCCUCGGUGAAACAACGUCCACCUCUGUACACCAAAUCGAAUCUGAUUUACCAAUUUCAGUGUAGUUGCGGAGCAACCUACGUGGGUCGAACAGAGCGCCAGUUACGUAACCGAGUGAUUGAAUAUAUUCCAAAUUGGGUACAACGUUUUGUGAUGCAAUCAGGGUCAGAUCAAAGGCAUAAUGACAACGUUCGAAACCAUAAGAUCCCGUCGUCGGCUGUCGGCCGUCGGCCGUCGGCCGUCGCUCGUCAUCUUCUGAUGACGCAACAUCCAGCUGACCGAACCACUGCGUUUCGGGUCAUUUACGUGGCAAAGAAUACCAGGCUUUUGAGACAAAUUGACGGUGUCGCAAUCCGAACUCCAUUGAGCCCCAUUCUGGCACAUAUGUUUUUGGCUCAUCUUGAGGAAAAGGCGAGCAAAAUCCUCGAACGUUCACAACUUUAUAAACGAUACGUUGAUCAUGUUCUAGUCAUCACAAUAAGUCUAGAAGAGACAACAUGGAUUAUGGAUAAACUCGAUCGCCUGCAUCCGAAUAUACGAUUUACGAUGGAAACAGAAAUCGAAGAUACACUGCACUUCCUCGACAUUAAAAUCACUAGGAAUAAUGAUGGAACAAUGGCCAGAUCUGUUUACCGAAAAGAAACUUGGACAGGCCAAUGCUUGCAAAUUGACAGCUUUGUGUCUGUGGAAUAUGAACGUGGUCUGGUCCGAACACUAUUUCAAACAGCACGACAUAUCUGCACAGAAGACAUGAUUGACAACGAACUACGACAGCUGAAAGAAUCUUUUACUAGAAACGCUUAUCCCGAUGCGUUUAUCGAAAAGCACAGCAAGCCCAAAUUGAUCAGACAAACGAAUUGUUCAGCAGAAAAACUACUAGUCACCCUUUGUCUUCCAUUCAUACGUGAUGACAUCAAUUGCUUGCUCAAACGACCACUUGGAUCAGCGCUUGCCCAAAACAAAUAUUAUGCACCUGACCUCAGAAUUAUUCAUCGAACGAUUGAGAUCCCCACACCCUCGGUGAAACAACGUCCACCAAUGUACACCAAAUCGAAUCUGAUUUACCAAUUUCAGUGUAGUUGCGGAGCAACCUACGUGGGUCGAACAGAGCGCCAGUUACGUAACCGAGUGAUUGAAUAUAUUCCAAAUUGGGUACAACGUUUUGUGAUGCAAUCAGGGUCAGAUCAAAGGCAUAAUGACAACGUUCGAAACCAUAAGAUCCCGUCGUCGGCUGUCGGCCGUCGGCCGUCGGCCGUCGCUCGUCAUCUUCUGAUGACGCAACAUCCAGCUGACCGAACCACUGCGUUUCGGGUCAUUUACGUGGCAAAGAAUACCAGGCUUUUGAGACAAAUUGACGGUGUCGCAAUCGGAACUCCAUUGAGCCCCAUUCUGGCACAUAUGUUUUUUGCUCAUCUUGAGGAAAAGGCGAGCAAAAUCCUCGAACGUUCACAACUUUACAAACGAUACGUUGAUCAUGUUCUAGUCAUCACAAUAAGUCUAGAAGAGACAACAUGGAUUAUGGACAAACUCGAUCGCCUGCAUCCGAAUAUACGAUUUACGAUGGAAACAGAAAUCGAAGAUACACUGCACUUCCUCGACAUUAAAAUCACUAGGAAUAAUGAUGGAACAAUGGCCAGAUCUGUUUACCGAAAAGAAACCUGGACAGGCCAAUGCUUGCAAUUUGACAGCUUUGUGUCUGUGGAAUAUGAACGUGGUCUGGUCCGAACACUAUUUCAAACAGCACGACAUAUCUGCACAGAAGACAUGAUUGACAACGAACUACGACAGCUGAAAGAAUCUUUGACUAGAAACGCUUAUCCCGAUGCGUUUAUCGAAAAGCACAGCAAGCCUAAAUUGAUCAGACAAACGAAUUGUUCAGCAGAAAAACUACUAGUCACCAUUUGUCUUCCAUUCAUACGUGAUGACAUCAAUUGCUUGCUCAAACGACCACUUGGAUCAGCGCUUGCCCAAAACAAAUAUUAUGCACCUGACCUCAGAAUUAUUCAUCGAACGAUUGAGAUCCCCACACCCUCGGUGAAACAACGUCCACCUCUGUACACCAAAUCGAAUCUGAUUUACCAAUUUCAGUGUAGUUGCGAAGCAACCUACUUGGGUCGAACAGAGCGCCAGUUACGUAACCGAGUGAUUGAAUAUAUUCCAAAUUGGGUACAACGUUUUGUGAUGCAAUCAGGGUCAGAUCAAAGGCAUAAUGACAACGUUCGAAACCAUAAGAUCCCGUCGUCGGCUGUCGGCCGUCGGCCGUCGGCCGUCGCUCGUCAUCUUCUGAUGACGCAACAUCCAGCUGACCGAAGCACUGCGUUUCGGGUCAUUUACGUGGCAAAGAAUACCAGGCUUUUGAGACAAAUUGACGGUGUCGCAAUCCGAACUCCAUUGAGCCCCAUUCUGGCACAUAUGUUUUUGGCUCAUCUUGAGGAAAAGGCGAGCAAAAUCCUCGAACGUUCACAACUUUACAAACGAUACGUUGAUCAUGUUCUAGUCAUCACAAUAAGUCUAGAAGAGACAACAUGGAUUAUGGACAAACUCGAUCGCCUGCAUCCGAAUAUACGAUUUACGAUGGAAACAGAAAUCGAAGAUACACUGCACUUCCUCGACAUUAAAAUGACUAGGAAUAAUGAUGGAACAAUGGCCAGAUCUGUUUACCGAAAAGAAACCUGGACAGGCCAAUGCUUGCAAUUUGACAGCUUUGUGUCUGUGGAAUAUGAACGUGGUCUGGUCCGAACACUAUUUCAAACAGCACGACAUAUCUGCACAGAAGACAUGAUUGACAACGAACUACGACAGCUGAAAGAAUCUUUGACUAGAAACGCUUAUCCCGAUGCGUUUAUCGAAAAGCACAGCAAGCCUAAAUUGAUCAGACAAACGAAUUGUUCAGCAGAAAAACUACUAGUCACCAUUUGUCUUCCAUUCAUACGUGAUGACAUCAAUUGCUUGCUCAAACGACCACUUGGAUCAGCGCUUGCCAAAAACAAAUAUUAUGCACCUGACCUCAGAAUUAUUCAUCGAACGAUUGAGAUCCCCACACCCUCGGUGAAACAACGUCCACCAAUGUACACCAAAUCGAAUCUGAUUUACCAAUUUCAGUGUAGUUGCGGAGCAACCUACUUGGGUCGAACAGAGCGCCAGUUACGUAACCGAGUGAUUGAAUAUAUUCCAAAUUGGGUACAACGUUUUGUGAUGCAAUCAGGGUCAGAUCAAAGGCAUAAUGACAACGUUCGAAACCAUAAGAUCCCGUCGUCGGCUGUCGGCCGUCGGCCGUCGGCCGUCGCUCGUCAUCUUCUGAUGACGCAACAUCCAGCUGACCGAACCACUGCGUUUCGGGUCAUUUACGUGGCAAAGAAUACCAGGCUUUUGAGACAAAUUGACGGUGUCGCAAUCCGAACUCCAUUGAGCCCCAUUCUGGCACAUAUGUUUUUGGCUCAUCUUGAGGAAAAGGCGAGCAAAAUCCUCGAACGUUCACAACUUUAUAAACGAUACGUUGAUCAUGUUCUAGUCAUCACAAUAAGUCUAGAAGAGACAACAUGGAUUAUGGAUAAACUCGAUCGCCUGCAUCCGAAUAUACGAUUUACGAUGGAAACAGAAAUCGAAGAUACACUGCACUUCCUCGACAUUAAAAUCACUAGGAAUAAUGAUGGAACAAUGGCCAGAUCUGUUUACCGAAAAGAAACCUGGACAGGCCAAUGCUUGCAAUUUGACAGCUUUGUGUCUGUGGAAUAUGAACGUGGUCUGGUCCGAACACUAUUUCAAACAGCACGACAUAUCUGCACAGAAGACAUGAUUGACAACGAACUACGACAGCUGAAAGAAUCUUUGACUAGAAACGCUUAUCCCGAUGCGUUUAUCGAAAAGCACAGCAAGCCUAAAUUGAUCAGACAAACGAAUUGUUCAGCAGAAAAACUACUAGUCACCAUUUGUCUUCCAUUCAUACGUGAUGACAUCAAUUGCUUGCUCAAACGACCACUUGGAUCAGCGCUUGCCCAAAACAAAUAUUAUGCACCUGACCUCAGAAUUAUUCAUCGAACGAUUGAGAUCCCCACACCCUCGGUGAAACAACGUCCACCUCUGUACACCAAAUCGAAUCUGAUUUACCAAUUUCAGUGUAGUUGCGGAGCAACCUACGUGGGUCGAACAGAGCGCCAGUUACGUAACCGAGUGAUUGAAUAUAUUCCAAAUUGGGUACAACGUUUUGUGAUGCAAUCAGGGUCAGAUCAAAGGCAUAAUGACAACGUUCGAAACCAUAAGAUCCCGUCGUCGGCUGUCCGCCGUCGGCCGUCGGCCGUCGCUCGUCAUCUUCUGAUGACGCAACAUCCAGCUGACCGAAGCACUGCGUUUCGGGUCAUUUACGUGGCAAAGAAUACCAGGCUUUUGAGACAAAUUGACGGUGUCGCAAUCCGAACUCCAUUGAGCCCCAUUCUGGCACAUAUGUUUUUGGCUCAUCUUGAGGAAAAGGCGAGCAAAAUCCCCGAACGUUCACAACUUUACAAACGAUACGUUGAUCAUGUUCUAGUCAUCACAAUAAGUCUAGAAGAGACAACAUGGAUUAUGGACAAACUCGAUCGCCUGCAUCCGAAUAUACGAUUUACGAUGGAAACAGAAAUCGAAGAUACACUGCACUUCCUCGACAUUAAAAUCACUAGGAAUAAUGAUGGAACAAUGGCCAGAUCUGUUUACCGAAAAGAAACCUGGACAGGCCAAUGCUUGCAAUUUGACAGCUUUGUGUCUGUGGAAUAUGAACGUGGUCUGGUCCGAACACUAUUUCAAACAGCACGACAUAUCUGCACAGAAGACAUGAUUGACAACGAACUACGACAGCUGAAAGAAUCUUUGACUAGAAACGCUUAUCCCGAUGCGUUUAUCGAAAAGCACAGCAAGCCUAAAUUGAUCAGACAAACGAAUUGUUCAGCAGAAAAACUACUAGUCACCAUUUGUCUUCCAUUCAUACGUGAUGACAUCAAUUGCUUGCUCAAACGACCACUUGGAUCAGCGCUUGCCCAAAACAAAUAUUAUGCACCUGACCUCAGAAUUAUUCAUCGAACGAUUGAGAUCCCCACACCCUCGGUGAAACAACGUCCACCUCUGUACACCAAAUCGAAUCUGAUUUACCAAUUUCAGUGUAGUUGCGGAGCAACCUACGUGGGUCGAACAGAGCGCCAGUUACGUAACCGAGUGAUUGAAUAUAUUCCAAAUUGGGUACAACGUUUUGUGAUGCAAUCAGGGUCAGAUCAAAGGCAUAAUGACAACGUUCGAAACCAUAAGAUCCCGUCGUCGGCUGUCGGCCGUCGGCCGUCGGCCGUCGCUCGUCAUCUUCUGAUGACGCAACAUCCAGCUGACCGAAGCACUGCGUUUCGGGUCAUUUACGUGGCAAAGAAUACCAGGCUUUUGAGACAAAUUGACGGUGUCGCAAUCGGAACUCCAUUGAGCCCCAUUCUGGCACAUAUGUUUUUGGCUCAUCUUGAGGAAAAGGCGAGCAAAAUCCCCGAACGUUCACAACUUUACAAACGAUACGUUGAUCAUGUUCUAGUCAUCACAAUAAGUCUAGAAGAGACAACAUGGAUUAUGGAUAAACUCGAUCGCCUGCAUCCGAAUAUACGAUUUACGAUGGAAACAGAAAUCGAAGAUACACUGCACUUCCUCGACAUUAAAAUCACUAGGAAUAAUGAUGGAACAAUGGCCAGAUCUGUUUACCGAAAAGAAACUUGGACAGGCCAAUGCUUGCAAUUUGACAGCUUUGUGUCUGUGGAAUAUGAACGUGGUCUGGUCCGAACACUAUUUCAAACAGCACGACAUAUCUGCACAGAAGACAUGAUUGACAACGAACUACGACAGCUGAAAGAAUCUUUGACUAGAAACGCUUAUCCCGAUGCGUUUAUCGAAAAGCACAGCAAGCCUAAAUUGAUCAGACAAACGAAUUGUUCAGCAGAAAAACUACUAGUCACCAUUUGUCUUCCAUUCAUACGUGAUGACAUCAAUUGCUUGCUCAAACGACCACUUGGAUCAGCGCUUGCCAAAAACAAAUAUUAUGCACCUGACCUCAGAAUUAUUCAUCGAACGAUUGAGAUCCCCACACCCUCGGUGAAACAACGUCCACCUCUGUACACCAAAUCGAAUCUGAUUUACCAAUUUCAGUGUAGUUGCGGAGCAACCUACGUGGGUCGAACAGAGCGCCAGUUACGUAACCGAGUGAUUGAAUAUAUUCCAAAUUGGGUACAACGUUUUGUGAUGCAAUCAGGGUCAGAUCAAAGGCAUAAUGACAACGUUCGAAACCAUAAGAUCCCGUCGUCGGCUGUCGGCCGUCGCUCGUCAUCUUCUGAUGACGCAACAUCCAGCUGA
This is a messenger RNA of Fasciola hepatica (liver fluke), 10254 nucleotides long. Lineage: Eukaryota; Metazoa; Platyhelminthes; Trematoda; Plagiorchiida; Fasciolidae. The record is from the annotation of a GenBank genome assembly.